CUCACCGGAGACGAAGACGAAGGAAAACUCAAACCCCGAAGAAAAACCGACACCCCAUUACGCAAAAAUGUCUAGGAACUUAAGACCUCCACAACUGAUAGUUCCAGUAGAGGAACAUUUUACGGGACGUAUCACUUGGCGCGACAGUUGGUACUUUCCAAAGAUUAAAGCAAAAUUUAUACAGUGUGGUUUAUUGGAUAGGGUGAAGGAAUCCCCUUUCAAACAGUUCUUCAUGGCAGAACCAUUAAAUUUUUCUGGUGUCUUAGUCCAUCAGCUGUUGUUGCACAAAUUCAGAGGGGAGAAGACUGACGAAGUCCAGUUUUAUAUUGGGAAAAAACGAUGUAGAUUUAGCCAAUUGGAGUUCGCUUUAGUUACUGGUUUAAAUUUCGAGGCCGGACCGUCUGAAGCUGAGAUUAAAGCGAAGACCACUUCGGAUCGGUUGAUUCUUGAGUACUUCAAUGGUCAUUCCCCAGUGAGCAUAGGGCAACUGCGCAGAACUUUUGAGAGUUGUCAAAUAGUUGAUGAUGUGUACAAGAUGAGUUUGUGUUUAUUAGUAGAGGGUGUUUUGAAAGGUCGUGAGGAGAAGUUGAUGGUUUGGACUGACAUGCUGAAGAUGGUAGAUGACGUUGAAUUCUUUUUCCAAUAUGCUGUGAGAUUGGGCCAAGGCAUUCCAAGAAUGAUCAACUGGCAGAGCAAGGAGAAAGUAGAGAUACACAAAGAGCAACUUAUUAAGUUGUUUUCCAAAAAGCAGUUGGCAGUAUACCCCUACCUGUGUGCCCGACCUACUAAAGAACAGUAUGUGAGGACCCUUACAGACAAUGAAGCCCCAUUGUAUGUGGACAUGGGACCUGAUGAUGUAGAUGAUCACAUUUUUCGCACACCAGAGGAUAUGCAAAUUACUGUAAUCGGAGAUACUGAAGAUUCUGAGGGUCAGGACAAUCAGGAAAAUCAUCAUGAAAUGGCAUCUGUGCUACAUGAUCAACUGUCGGUAUGA
Humulus lupulus (European hop) is the source of this 994-nucleotide messenger RNA. RefSeq lists its product as uncharacterized. The record is from RefSeq and is a predicted model, not a curated record. NCBI's taxonomy places the organism in Eukaryota, Viridiplantae, Streptophyta, Magnoliopsida, Rosales, Cannabaceae. The coding region runs from base 68 to 994 and encodes 308 amino acids. The transcript is spliced from 6 exons.